CACAAGCUCCGACUAAUGGGCACAGGUGGCGCUGCUCUGUCGUGCAUUACUGCGGCGGCGUCCAAUUUCAGUGCCACGGGCAUCGAAAGCAGGGGUAGAUACUCUCAUUGGAGGCCGGUUGGAAAAUGGAUAUCCGCAUUCCAGAAAUAUAAAGCCGCGACUAUUUAUGAAUACAGUGCCGGUCCAAAGACGUGCGUCAUAUUCGCACCCCGAGUUCUAACAAUGCAACGAGGUCUCUUUUUAUAAGUGGUGUACUCAGAUAUGGAGAGCUUCGCACGUUCUAAAGCACGAUGGAAGACAUUGAAGAUAACUGGACGGACGACAUACCGAAUUCAGAGUUUCAAGGUAAAAUCCUCAUCUUUAUCAUCUUUGCGGCAGGAAUUGGUGGGACAUUCCAGUACGGCUACAACCUUUCAACUAUCAAUGCACCAACCACUUAUAUUCAGACAUUUAUUAAUGAAACGUGGCUUGAGCGCUGGGGCACUCCACUGGAAAGCAACUUGAUUCUGAUCAUUUGGUCCUUCAUUGUGUCAAUAUAUUCCUUGGGAGGUCUUUUAGGCGCACUGAUUGCUGGGCCAAUGGCAGUUCAGUUUGGAAGGAAAAAAUCACUCCUAGUCAACAACGUGUUUAUAAUCAUUUCAGCUUCACUGGUGAUUAUGAGCAAGGAAGCCCAAUCAUUUGAAAUGAUUAUGAUUUCCCGACUCUUUGGUGGAAUCAAUGCAGGUGUUGGUAUGAAUAUUCAGCCCAUGUAUCUGGGUGAAAGUGCACCAAUGAAGCUGCGUGGUGCUGCAGCUUUGUCUUCUGCUCCAUUUGCUGCUUUAGGCAUCUUGUUAGGACAGAUCAUUGGGCUUAGGGAGAUCCUAGGAAGUGAAGCCUGUUGGCCUUUCCUGCUUUCUAGUAAUGUAAUUCCAGCUUUGCUUCAGCUUGCCACAUUGCCUUGGCUACCUGAAAGUCCUCGUUACCUUCUCAUUGACAAGGGUGACAAACGCUCAUGCAGAAAAGCCCUACAGAUGCUGAGAGGUACAAAUGACAUAGACAAGGAGAUGGAAGAGAUGCAACAAGAGCAGGCUGCUAUUACAGUAGAGCGGGCUAAGAGGCCAUGGGAGCUGUUCAGAGACCGCACCGUUCGCUAUCAGCUCAUUACAGUGAUUGUGAUCAGCAGUGCCAUGCAGCUCUGUGGCAAUGAUUCUAUGUACUUCUAUGCAUCCUAUGUAUUCCAGGAAGCAGGAAUACCCGGCGACAAGAUUCAGUAUUACAUCUUGAUUACUGGAGGCUGUGAGCUCUUAAUGGCAGUCACUGCGAACUUGUUUAUUGAGAGACUGGGACGUCGUCUGCUGAUGCUUUUAGGAUAUACUAUGAUGACAGUAUGGGCAGUUAUUUUUACAGUUGCUCUCUCACUCCAGGACAAAGUCAGUUGGAUGCCAUAUAUGAGUAUGGUGUGUAUUUUUGCCUACAUUUUAAGUUUUGGGAUUGGACCAGCUGGAGUAACAGGAAUCUUACCUACAGAGAUUUUUGACCAGGCAGCUCGACCUGCAGCAUAUAUGAUUAGUGGCUCCCUGAUCUGGUCAAUGCUCUUUGUAAUUGGAAUGGGUUUCCCUUUUAUUGUGGGUGGCCUGGGAGUAUUCUGCUACGUUCCGUUUGGCAUUGUGUGCAUUCUGGCUGCUGUUUUUGUUGCCUUUUUCCUACCUGAGACAAAGGGCAAGUCUCUAUUGGAGAUAUCCCAAGAGUAUAAUGAACUCAAUUUUAAAGGAAAGAAAUCUCAAAACACUCACUAUCAGCUGGGUGAGAUGUCCAUCUCUACCAAGUUAUAGUAUGCUCCUCAGAAUUUUAUACUCCAGGGGUAUCGGGAGUAUAUAUGCACUAUAUAUCAUUAGUUACAUUUUUGUUUAUAAUCUCAAAAGAUUUUUCAGGUUUUCCAAUGGAUGUUUUUUUUUUUCAUUAUUAAAAUCCAACAUAGAGACAGAAUGUAUAACCAAAUGGACAUAGUAGUAGGUUUCUACUGUAUAUCCAAGUAUAGAUGCUAAUAUAUGCACAUGUUGUAUAUAAAAACAAAAAAUUAUGGUACCGUUUAAGCAAGAAUGACUGUAUUUAUUUAAUCCGUACCUCCGUGAUAGAAACUUUGUGCACUCUUUUGCAUUGAAGCAUUUCAGUUCCUAAACUAAACUUCUCCCUGUCCCUAGCAGCUAAGUUUAUGAACAUUUGGUGUAAACCAACGUGUAACAGAACUCUGUUUUUGAAAUUUUACUAAUGCUUAAUAUAUGCCCCAUUUUGUCAUGCAACACAUAUCCGUUUUGAUUCAUCUCAUAUCCUUUGUAUUAUGUAAUUGAUGACCGACGUGGUAAACAUUAUGUUUCUUCAGUUCCUCAAGCCCCAAAAUCUAGAAAAAAAUGAAGGGUAACUCAAAAACAUGGUGCAUACUACAUGUUCAUAUGAUACUCGGUUACUGAAUAAUAACAUGUUUGAAAGUUUUCUUCAUCCAUCCAUCCAUUAUCCAACCCGCUAUAUCCUAACUACAGGGUCACGGGGGUCUGCUGGAGCCAAUCCCAGCCAACACAGGGCACAAGGCAGGAAACAAACCCCGGGCAGGGUGCCAGCCCACCGCAGUAAAAAUUUUCUUUUCUUUUUAAAUCCCCCUGUAUUUUAUAAAUUUUGUUAUUUUACUGCAAGCACCUUUUGGCCAGGUGACCUUCAUAGCCUGGUCAGGCUCAGUUUAAAGAAGCUAAAUGGAACUGAAAUGUGUGCUCUCGGCCCAUAAAGCGAAAAGUGAAGGCAGCGUGACGGGCAAGAGAAGAGCAGGUGAAAUGUUUGCUGUGGAAUAAAAGCAAUAACAGGGAGAGUUAGUUGAUGAGAUAAUUGAUCUGCUGCAUUUGCAGUGAAAAUUUAGCCUGUCCACACUCUGAACAUUUUUGUUACUUCUGCUGGUACUUGUUGCCGGCUGGGAAAUACAAUCUAAUGGAGAGAAGCAGGCGCAUAAAAUAAAAAUCAGUGAAUUAAACUGGAGACACAAAUUUGCUUUAACAAAACUGGAAACUGCUUAUUAAACUAGGCCAUUUCCCAUGUAUGAGUUGUUAAAAAAUAUUUAUCAGGAUUAGUUAGAAUUAAAUUUAUAUCGUACUUUUCAGAAUUACCACCAGCUCCAAAAUUGCACUUUAUGUGAAAGGUUAUGUGGAGGGCUUAUUCAGGACCUGUGACUCCAUGUGGCAAGAAUUCUGCCUCAUUAGCUAACCUGGGUUGUUAUCUGAAUAAUGCUUUCAAUUUAAACACUUGACCAGACUGUGCCUAAGCACAGCACUUUGUACUUGAUUGACUCUAUACCUCUGUUCAUGUGGUCUGAGCAUGUUCUGGGCCUUUCUCAUGGCAUUGCAUGCUGAGAAAAUAUUUGCUGUGAAACUUAAAAUAAACAACCAGGUGUCUCUUGGUGGCUAAAACAAAAUAUAUAGGCAUUUGUGCACGCAUGGACUACUGAGAAAUUAAAAUAGGUCAUAAAAACAUUAGAUUAAAUGUGAAUUGUGUUAAAGUAAAGUCGUCAGACAUGUUUUAGAAACAGCUGUAAUAUUUAAAGGCUGAGGUGCAAUCUACCAUAUGUUAGUAUCCUUAUACAGCUUUUUAUAAGAAAAAUACAUUUGUAAGGUCAAUAGAAGGUUUUGUUUAAUAUAUUGUAUAUUCAAUAUGAUUUACUAGCAGAGAGCUCCUCAAACAAUUCUUGUUUGGCAUAAGGCACUUUGAAUGCAUUUACUUUUGUACAUUAUAAAGUUGCACUGUAUACUGUAGUUUUAUUGUUUAAAUUAUAAUCUGCAAAAUAUGCAAUUCAAACAAUAAAUAUGCUACAUAUUUUUGGA
This is a messenger RNA of Erpetoichthys calabaricus (reedfish), 3839 nucleotides long. It is a transcript of the gene slc2a11a, whose product is annotated as solute carrier family 2 member 11a. The transcript has 12 exons. Gene Ontology annotation, cellular component: membrane. The record is from RefSeq and is a predicted model, not a curated record. NCBI's taxonomy places the organism in Eukaryota, Metazoa, Chordata, Cladistia, Polypteriformes, Polypteridae. Gene Ontology annotation, molecular function: hexose transmembrane transporter activity. The coding region runs from base 291 to 1811 and encodes 506 amino acids. Gene Ontology annotation, biological process: monosaccharide transmembrane transport.